AUGGGUAUUCAGCACCUCUGGACGCUCGUCAAGCCUGCACGUGAGCAAACCACGAUAAGAGCUUUGAGUUUGAAGGAUGGGUUUGAAGAGAAGUAUGGAUCUGGGCCGAGGUUAUAUUGCAUUGGCGUGGAUGCCAGCAUCUGGCUUCAUGCGCUGCAGCACAAGUUCGCAGUCAGCCAUGCGCAGUCUGGUGAAAAUCCUGAGCUGCGGACCAUGCUGUUUCGUCUCCUGCAAUACUUGAAGUCACCCGUACAUCUGAUCUUUGUUCUUGAUGGCCCUGAACGACCUGAUCUGAAGAGGGGCACGAAGGUGAUCAAGGCAGGUCAUUGGAUGGUGGAAAGUAUGAAAUUGUUUGUCCAUGCAGUCAGGUUUGACUGGCACAUGGCACCCGGAGAGGCCGAAGCAGAACUUGCGUGCAUGAAUCAGACCGGUAUCAUUGACGCUAUCUUGACCGAAGACAGUGAUGUCCUUCUGUUUGGUGCUCGGGUGGUUAUUCGAAACCCCAAGUUUAAAGCCGGUGAGGAAGAUCCUCCUAUCGCGAUGUACAGGAUGAGUGCAAUAUUCAGCAAUCCUGAGAUCGGUUUGAAGACGCGCGGUGGAUUGAUUCUGUAUGGCCUUCUGUGUGGGAAUGAUUACGACGAGCCUGGUCUCUUGGGUUGUGGAUCAUCAAUUGCAGUUGGUCUAGCAAGAUAUGGGCUCGGCCAAGCACAUUUCCUACGCUCGUGGAGGGACGAGCUUGUUUUCUACCUGCAGAUGGAUCCCUCUGGCUAUCUCGGUCAGCGGCACAAGAAGUUGGCUGAUAAUGUCCCGUGCAACUUUCCUGACCCGACCGUCGUGCGUGCCUUAGCAUAUCCAGUGGUCUCUGUAGGAUUCUACGGUCCAUAUGGAGCUGCGCGAUUCUGCCGGGACUCAAACAUCGAUGUCAGUCAUCUGGCCGAGCUCUGUACAAGGUACUUCACAUGGGGUCUCUCGGAGGAGGGAGUAUUGCAAAAGUUUCACAGUGUGCUCUGGCCUGGACUUGCCAUCAGGCUGUUUCUGGAGAGGGCGAUGAGUGUGAACUCAGAAGGUGUCCAGUUUGCCCCUUCUGCCGAGCAGUGCUGGGUCAAGCCGAAGAAGACCAUCACAACUCAGCCGGAGGCGCACAACCGCGGCGGUGUGCCCUGCCUGCGAGUCAAAGUUAAAACGGCUCUGUUUGUCGGCUGGGCGAAGACAGGGCUACGGAAGGCGAUUGAACAUGGCGGGGUGAAGGCGAACCCGGAUGCGAAGGUACCAGCUACAUUGUUGGUAUGGAUCCCGAGGUGUAUCGUCAUGCCCCGCGAAACGUCAGCGGCGGCGGUCUCCGCGGGGCAUGAAGUGCCCCGCACUCUCACAGACUAUCCUCCGGCCAAAUCAGGGCCUUCCCGAAGUGGUGGUGAAGCCUCGAGCGAAGACUGGAUGAUCCAAUGCAAGGGAGUUGUUGAUCUCACGGGCCUUUCGGAGGAAGAAGAUGGAUUGUAA
Messenger RNA from Sparassis crispa, 1497 nucleotides. Its product is annotated as Flap endonuclease GEN 1. Gene Ontology annotation, molecular function: 5'-flap endonuclease activity. The transcript has 8 exons. The record is from RefSeq and is a predicted model, not a curated record. NCBI's taxonomy places the organism in Eukaryota, Fungi, Basidiomycota, Agaricomycetes, Polyporales, Sparassidaceae. Bases 1 to 1497 code for a protein of 498 amino acids.